Neopsephotus bourkii (Bourke's parrot) is the source of this 624-nucleotide messenger RNA. It is a transcript of the gene SHISA5, whose product is annotated as shisa family member 5. Gene Ontology annotation, cellular component: endoplasmic reticulum. The record is from RefSeq and is a predicted model, not a curated record. Gene Ontology annotation, biological process: positive regulation of canonical NF-kappaB signal transduction. Bases 32 to 493 code for a protein of 153 amino acids. The transcript is spliced from 4 exons. Lineage: Eukaryota; Metazoa; Chordata; Aves; Psittaciformes; Psittacidae.
CGGGACAUCUGACUCGGGCAAUGCAAAUACCAUGCAGGUUUUUUCGGACUCUGCUGAUGACGUUUAUUCUGGCCCCUGUUUUGGAACCCUUGCUGCGAUUGGAGUUGCUGUUUGUGCGGUGAUUAUAAUUACUAUUAUUCUGUGCCUCACCUGUUCCUGUUGCUGUUUGUAUAAAGCCUGUCGAAGACCAAGGCCUGUUGUGACCACCACUACUUCCACUACAGUGGUUCAUGCUCCCUAUCCCCAACAACAGGGAGCAUCACCCAAUUACCAAGUAGCCCCAUACCAAGGAUAUCAGCCUGUGGCUAUCCAGCCACAACCUGGAAUGCCAGCAGCACCGUACCCUGCACAGUAUCCUCCCCCUUAUCCCAUGCAGCCAUCAGGACCCCCGGCUUAUCAUGAAACAGUGGCAGCUGGUGCUGGAGCACCUUACCCAAUCAGCCAGCCCCCUUACAACCCUGCUUAUGUGGAUCCUCAGAAGCCCAUCUAUUGAGAAGGUCAUCUACUCUCUUCUGCAUAUAAAACUCUUAAAAGUAUAAUUUGUGCUGUUUACACCAUGCAACUGUAGUAUAUUUUUCUGGAAGACAGCAAUCCUUUGUCUCAGUGAAGUCAAUGUUAGUUCUG